AUGGCGACGAGUAAAAUGUUUGUCAGGGGACUAAGAGACUCUGAUAUACGUCUUCAUCUUCUUCAAGAUAAACUAUUGCAACCGUUUAAAGAAGUAGUCGAGAAGGCAGCUACAUUGGAACUAGCGACAAGUGAGAGCAGAAUAGUUAAGACAAAUGAAUAUCGAGAGGAAGUACACCAAGUAUCGAGCAAGAACAAACACCUGGAUAAUGUUCAGUACAAAGAUCAAAGUUUUGUUGGAAAACUGUACAUUGUAAACAAGUGUGUAGACUCUAUAUUCGGAAGAGAAUGGAUAAGAGAGAUUCAGCUUGAUGCAGCUGACAUACAUUCAUUAGAUUCAAGUGAAACAAAUGAAAACAUUCAAGAACUAGAUAAACUGAUGAUUCAAUACGAAGACAUUUUCAAAGAAGGCAUUGGGAAAAUACCAAACGAAAAGGGCCAUUUUAAUGUAAAAGACGAAACCCAGCCAAUAUACAUCAAACCAAGACACAUGCCAUAUGCACUUCAAGAAAAGGUAGAGAAAGAACUUGAACGACUGGAAACUUUGGGUAUAAUCACACUAGUCGAAUCAUCUGAUUGGGGCACUCCAAUUGUUCCGGUCGUCAAACCAAAUGGUUCAGUCAGAAUAUGCGCUGACUACAAGGUGACAUUGAACAAAGUCAUCAAAGACGAACACUACCCUAUACCUCGGAUCGACGAUAUCAUGUCAAAGAUGCAUUGUGGAAAGAUAUUUUGUACUCUUGAUAUCAGUAAUGCAUACUUGCACCUGGAGAUGGACGAAAACAGUGCCAUAAUGCAAACAAUCAGUACUCAUAAAGGGCUGUUUAAGGUGAACCGAUUAAUGUUUGGAGUAAAAGUGGCACCCUUGUUAUGGCAGAGAUUCAUGGACAAAACAUUACAUGGCUUAGAAGGUGUACAAAGUUUCUUCGAUGAUGUCAUUAUCCAAGGAUCUAACCGGGAACAGCUUCUUCGCCGACUGAAACAGGUGUUCGAACGACUGAAGACAAACGAUUUGAGGCUAAAUAGAGACAAAUGCAAGUUUUUCCAGACGAAAAUUGAGUAUUUAGGUCAUGUGAUCGAUAGCAAAGGGCUACAUAAGUCAGAUACCAAGAUACAGAGCAUUCUGAAAUGUAAAAGGCCAGAAAACGUUUCUGAACUCCGAACAUUCCUGGGCCUAGCAAAUUAUUACAACAAAUUCAUAAAGAAUUUGGCAACACUACUACAUCCGUUGAACCUACUGCUACGAAAAGGAAACCCUUUCAAUUGGAAUUCAUCUUGUGAAAAGAGUUUUCAGAAGAUUAAGGAAAUUAUCACAAGUGACGACGUUUUGGUUCACUUUGAUCCUAGCUUACCUCUGGUCUUAGCUACUGAUGCUUCACCGGUAGGUGUGGGAGCCGUUCUGUCUCACCGCUAUAGCAAUGGAACGGACAGACCAAUUGCCUUCGCCUCUCGAUCUUUAACCAAAUCAGAACAAAAAUACUCUCAAAUCGACAAGGAAGCCUUGGGAAUAUAUUGGGGCUUGAAAAAGUUUUUCCAAUUUUGUUAUGGCCGCAAAUUUACUUUGAUUACAGACCACAAACCGCUAGUCUCAAUUUUUAAUCCAGCAAAGACCUUACCAACAAUCUCGGCAACACGGAUAUUCAACUAUGCUCACUUUCUCUCCGGGUUCAACUAUGACAUAGAGUACAGGCAAACUGCUCAUCAUAGCAAUGCAGAUUAUCUCUCACGUUUCCCUACUGAAGUUGUACAAGAAAACGCUAUAGAUGACCUCUCCAAGUACCACAUAAACCAACUAGAAACACUCAAUGUCAACAGUACCGUGGUGGCUAAGGAAACUAUCAACGAUUCUGUGUUGGGUCCAGUCCUACAGGCCUUAAAAUCAGGACAAUCUGUGGAACAAUAUGGAUUUCACGAUAACGAACUGUCCAUUCAAGAUGAUUGUGUACUGAAGGGCUGGAGAGUCAUGAUACCUCAAUCCCUCAAACCUCACGUGCUUCGAGAAUUACACGUAGCUCAUUUAGGAGAAAUAAAAAUGAAGGCUUUAGCUCGCAGUUUUUGCUGGUGGAAAAGUAUAGACAAGGAUAUUGAACAUAUGGUAGCUGAAUGUCGACAAUGCAUUGAACAAUGCAACAACCCGAGAAAAACUAUCCAUCCAUGGGAACAACCUACUAAUCCAUGGGAGAGAGUGCACAUUGAUUUCUUAGGACCAACAGAUGGCCAACAGUACCUCAUAUUAGUGGAUGCUUUUAGUAAGUGGGUGGAGGUGAUACAGACAAGAACAACUACAAGUACAUGGACAGUCCAAGAAUUACGGAAAAUCUUUUCAACUUUUGGGUUCCCUCAAAUCUUAGUUUCAGAUAAUGGAAGACAGUUUGUUUCCCAAGAGUUCAAAAACUUCAUGAAUGAAUGUGGGAUUGUUCACAGAACAACAGCACCAUAUGACCCAAACUCAAACGGACAGGCUGAAAGAUACGUGCAGACUGUCAAGAAGGCGUUAAAAUCCAUGGAGGGAGAAAAGGGAUGGCAUCCACUGGUCCACAUAGAUGGGAGUAUCCAGUCAAUGCUAGAAAAAGUCGAGUUCAAUCACAAAAUAUCCUCUAUAGUCUGUAUGAAUCGACCUCUGUUCAGCUGGGGACUGGCCAAAGGUUCUCACCCAGGUAGAAAGAAGGUGGAUCAAGAGGCAUUUUCCAUCAUACACACUAAAAUCGCUAGAGCGGCCAGCGUCCAGAAAAAUAAGGUUCUGAUUCAUGGAAGUCCCGAUUCGUUAUGCCAGUGUCUUAGUAGUGAAGAACGGAAAUCGCAGCCAAGCAAUACUGCCAAGUCCAGAGGAGCAGCCUGUAGAUGCUCAUCUGAUGUGUGUUUGCUGCUUGAGGCCAUAGAUUUCAUCGCCUUCUUCGAGAUGAUCCAGUGUCUUCGUUCACUGAGUCCCUUGGAAUCUCUCCGGUGUGAAGUCCCAGAAGAGUUUGGAGAUCCUCAAGACCAACGACGGGGUUCAAGAAUGAAGUUCUUCCAGUUGACCUUUGAGUGA
Molecule: messenger RNA, 3027 nt
Organism: Macrosteles quadrilineatus (aster leafhopper)
Lineage: Eukaryota; Metazoa; Arthropoda; Insecta; Hemiptera; Cicadellidae
Exons: 6
Coding region: 1-3027 (1008 amino acids)
Biological process (GO): DNA integration
Molecular function (GO): nucleic acid binding
Source: RefSeq, a predicted model, not a curated record